This is a messenger RNA of Anthostomella pinea, 783 nucleotides long. Lineage: Eukaryota; Fungi; Ascomycota; Sordariomycetes; Xylariales; Xylariaceae. The record is from the annotation of a GenBank genome assembly.
AUGACACGAACAUCGCGAGACCUGUUGACCUCCAUCCCUCCCCUUCAAAGCAUUGCUAGUGCAACCAAGUAUAUGAUAAUUCCCCAUGGCGUCUCCCGGUCCCCCAACCAUUCACAUCCUCAAACGAGCCGACUACUCCCAGCCCCGCCUCGUCACCCUUCCCGACUCGCCGGGCCCUCUCCCGCCCCUUGCCCCGUCCUCCCUCCGCCUCCAGCCCAGGAUCCUCGGCUGAACAGCCAGCAAACUCACAUAUACGCGCCUGGGCCACCUGCUGAACUGGUGGUCCAUCUACCCCUCGCCGCCCACCACUACGCCCGCCCUCUACAGCGACGGCGCAACUUACGGCCGCAUCGGCGCCCCAUCACAGCCAGCACCGUCCCGGCCAUCACAGCCGGCGCCACCGUCUCCCGCUUCCUGCCCAUCAGCACGCAGCCCGAGGGCGUGCAGUUUGCAUCCACGGGCAUGAAGAACCAGCUUCUCGUCAUCGUGGACGCCCACCGGUGGCAGAGCCUCUUCGGCACCGCCUACCUCAUCACCUACGGCUUCGCCUGGGCCGCCGAGCGACGCAUCCACCCCAGCGGCAGCGGCAACAACAAAGAAUGGACCGCGCAGACGCGACCCUGGACGUAUAUCCUGGUUAACGGGGACGCGCUGCGCGAAGAGGCCAUCGCGGCAGCUAGUGGCGAGGCGUACUUUGACGAGUUCGACGCCGUGCAAGAAGAGCAGUGGUGGCGUCGUUUUUGGCGCUGGCGUCGUAGAGCUGCGGCGGGAGGAGGAGCAUAG